GUCUCUGUUUACUGCAGCAAAGCCAGUCAAAACCACAAGCCAAAAUGGUGUCCACUGUAGCCCGAGUUCUGGUUCUGGUUGCGGCAGUCCUGCUGGUUUGCUCUCUCGCCGAGGCUACCUAUCGCAAGCCCCCCUUCAACGGCAGCAUCUUCGGCAAACGCGCCAACCAAGCAGAAUACGAGCAAGCCGCCAGUGCCACCAAAGCUCUCUCCUCUCUGUGCGAGGUUGUAGCUGAGUCUUGCGCCACCUGGUUCCCCAACUCUGAGACCAAUGUCUAAAAUGUUUAAUGCCAGGGAGCGAACCGAGGAAGUGUUGGCCAGAAUCUCAACUGUAUUCCCAUAAUGUACCUUAUGUAAUGUAAUGUAAUAUGUGUUUAUUCCCAUGAAUAAACUUUGCAAAAAAUAACUUUUUAUA
Homalodisca vitripennis (glassy-winged sharpshooter) is the source of this 414-nucleotide messenger RNA. RefSeq names its product neuropeptide SIFamide (gene SIFa). Bases 45 to 278 code for a protein of 77 amino acids. The transcript is spliced from 3 exons. The record is from RefSeq and is a predicted model, not a curated record. NCBI's taxonomy places the organism in Eukaryota, Metazoa, Arthropoda, Insecta, Hemiptera, Cicadellidae.